AUGAAGCGCGGAGGCUAUCGUCAGAUCAACAAAGCACUCAACAUUUGUGCCUUUGAUGAAUACCUUGACACUCAACAAGAUACCCUCCCAAAACUAGAAGAUGUCGAGCAAAUCAGCCCCCGGGUCAUCCGGGUGCUAGGCCAAAAUGCUGGCAAGUUCACCCUGCAGGGAACGAACACGUAUAUUGUUGGAACAGGUCGAGAAAGAUUGAUCAUCGAUACCGGCCAAGGCAUUCCUGAAUGGGCCGACCUCAUCGCCUCUACACUCAAGGACUUAUCCAUCACGCUCUCCCACGUGCUUCUCACACAUUGGCACGGUGAUCACACCGGAGGUGUCCCAGAUUUGAUUCACCUCUACCCGCAUCUGUCGCAGUCUAUUCACAAACACAGCCCCGACCGAGACCAGAAGCCCAUUGUGGAUGGCCAGGUUUUUCAUGUUGAAGGCGCCACCGUCCGCGCGGUUCACACCCCGGGCCAUUCCCAUGACCACAUGUGCUUCAUCCUCGAAGAAGAGAAUGCUAUGUUUACCGGUGAUAAUGUUCUCGGGCAUGGGACGAGUGCGGUAGAGCUCCUCGGCACCUGGAUGGCCUCACUUCGAGGAAUGGGUGCGCAUCAGCGCGAGGUAGGUUAUCCUGCUCACGGCGAGGUCAUCCAUAAUCUUCCGGCCAAAAUUGCCGGGGAGCUAGAUCAAAAGGCAAGACGAGAGGCGCGAGUGAUGCAAACUUUGGCACGGAUCAAGAAGCAAGAGCAAAGUAAUCAGGGCCGAGGCAAGGGGAGCGUGACAGUCCAGCAAUUGGUGACCGCAAUGUAUGGGUAUGACCUGGACGAGCAGGUGCGCACAAUGGCACUGGAGCCAUUCACUGGUGAAGUCUUGGUUAAGCUGGCCGAAGAUGGAAGAGUCGCUUUCGAAGUCCGAAGAGGCGAGAAGCGGUGGUAUGCAGUGGAUCCAGUUUAA
Molecule: messenger RNA, 954 nt
Organism: Aspergillus tanneri
Lineage: Eukaryota; Fungi; Ascomycota; Eurotiomycetes; Eurotiales; Aspergillaceae
Gene: tpcB
Product: metallo-beta-lactamase type thioesterase tpcB
Exons: 2
Coding region: 1-954 (317 amino acids)
Biological process (GO): secondary metabolite biosynthetic process
Source: RefSeq, a predicted model, not a curated record